CAGAUUUUCAGUUGGUAGUUCCACAUCAUCUCCUACCUCUGAGUUUACGUUUGCUUUAAUUUAGAAAAAUGUAACUGAAACAAAAUAAGUUUUUUCGGCCUGGAGGCUUGUGUGGUGAAGCAGCUUGUCAGAAGCAACGCUGUUAUUGUUUUCUUUUGUGAAUUCGGCAGCUAAGCUAGCUCUAAGGUUAGCUCCUCUUCAACUGUCUACGUCUGACAAAGUGUCUGACCUGAGAUAAUCAGCCGGUGUUUACCGUCCAAAUUAACCGACACCUCUCCCUCACGGUGCUAAUCAUCAGCUUGAGAUGGGAAGUCUGGGCAGCAGGUUCCAGUCCCCCUCUCAGGGACCAGAGGAGGCUGCAGAGGGCACAAGUACCAGCCGCAAGCAUGGUUGUGAGUGUAAGAAGAGGAAACGAAAUGCCCAGUGUGACUGUGACAGUGAACAAGAGGAGGACGAUGCUCUACUAGAUACACCUCGCAGGAAAAAAUUGAAAAGCACAUCGCGAUACAUUUAUCAGACUUUGUUCCUGAAUGGGGAAAACAGUGACAUUCGCAUCUCCGCCCUGGGACAGGAGUGGAACCUCCACAAAGUGUACCUGUGUCAGUCAGGGUAUUUCUCCAGCAUGUUCAGUGGCUCUUGGAAGGAGUCCAACAUGAUGGAAAUCAACUUGGAGAUCCCAGACCAAAACAUAGACACUGAAGCUCUACAAGUCGUAUUUGGAUCUCUGUACCGGGAUGAUGUUCUGAUCAAGCCCAGCAGAGUCGUCAGUAUUCUUGCCGCUGCUUGUAUGCUACAGCUGGAUGGCUUGAUCCAGCAGUGUGGAGAGACCAUGAAGGAAAACAUAAGUGCGAAAACUGUGUGUGGCUACUAUGCUUGUGCCAGUAUCUAUGGCUUGGAUUCAGUCAUGAAAAAGUGUCUUGAAUGGCUUCUAAACAACCUGAUGACCCACCAAAAUGUCGACCUGAUGAAAGAACUCGGAGCAGAGGUGAUGGACCAGCUCAUCCAGUCCUCGGAUCUGUUUGUCAUGCAGGUGGAGAUGGAUGUGUACACUGCUCUGAAAAAGUGGAUGUUUCUGCAGCUCAACCCGUCGUGGGAUGGACCAAUCAAGCAGCUUCUGCCUGACGCUGAUGCCUGGCUUUGCAAACGCAGGACAGACCUGUGUGAGAAAGAGCCCUUCUUGAACACAGAAGAGGGCGCACCUUUUUGUUCAGUGUUUAAAUACGUUCGUCUCCAAUACAUCAUCAACGAUCUGGCAUCUGCACGUAUCCUGGAGAGGGACAAUAUUUUGCCCCCUGAUUGGUUAACGUCGGUGUACAAAAACCAGUGGUUCGCUAUGCUCCGGACAGAAUUUGACAACGAUAAUGGUCCCCAUGAAGCUAACAAAGAGGAGUUCGAGCUGAGCAGUAUGCGAUGUGGCAGGAAACUGACUAAAGAUGGAGAUUACUGCUGGCGUUGGACAGGCUUUAACUUUGGUUUUGACCUGCUGGUGACCUACACAAACCGUUUCAUAGUCUUCAAAAGAAAUACUCUGAGUCAGCCAUGUGGAGGCGCUGUGAGUCUACAACCUCGAAGGCACCUGGCAUACAGGUUACGUCUCGCCUCCUUUGACAGCCGUGGAAAGCUGGUCUGCAGUCGCUCAACAGGUUAUCAACUUCUCACCCUUGAAAAAGACCAGGAGUAUGUGGUGAUGAACCUGGACAGCCGGUUGUUAUCAUUCCCCCUCUAUGUGUGCUGUAACUUCCUGUAUACGUCGCCUCAUUCGGACCACCGUCCAGAUUCCUCAGAACAAGAAAGCACUGCUCGCAGCGUGUCUUGAUGCCCAUUCAGCAGCCAUUAACUGCUACUAUUCCUCUGGGAACUCUGGGACACUGACACAAGCUUUGUAUGUACAAUCCACUGCCACAUUUAUCAUCACUGACAUGACAUUGGACAUACCAUUUGCAUGCUACGUAACUCAGUAACGUGUUUAGGGAAAAUGUUUUGUAUCUAUGUAAUCAGUGUUUUGGCACAUUCAGAGAUAUGAGAUAUAUAUAUAUAUAUAUAUAUAUAUACGUUACAGUGGCCAGGAGGGAUUAGGCCACCCUUUUGCUUCAGAGCAGCUUGAAACUUUUGACCUCUGUCAUGCACUGUCUGCACUGCACCAUUUCUCAAGAUGGUGAACCUCCACGCCUUUGGAGAGAGUGGAAAGCUGCUUUGGACUGUGCACCUCACAAAUUUAAAUAGUGACUACAUAAUGUUUAGAUCUGGUGAUUGUGAGGACCAUGGACAGGUUUGACUUUUUGCUUAUGUUAAUGAAACCACUGGAAUUGUUUUUUCAGUGUGAAUGGGGUCAUCAUCCCCCUGGAAAAUGGAAAGAUCAUAAGGGAACAGCACCAGAGGGUGAAACUAGACCUUUACUGACUCAUAUGGGAAGUUUCAAGCCUGGUGCUCGUACGGGCAAUGUAGACUGUGGGAGCCCUUCGCUCGAAAACUUGACCAGCACAGUGCUGUUAUGAGACGAGUGGACAUGUUUUCCACUCCAUUUUUAACCGGCACACUUUUUUGUACUGCAAGCAGAUGAUAUGCCGCUUAUACCAACAGUGUCAAUCUAGACUAAAAAAACACAUUUCACAUGACUUGUGACUGAAUCCAAAUGGAAUAGGUAUGGGACAAUCUCUGACAAAAGGCUGUAAACAGACUAAAUUAAAGUCUGACACUGCAUCUCUACCACCUGCUGCUGUUUGAUUAUCAGCGGAGAUGGGUUCAUCGUCAUACCUGCACUGUUCAAGGAGCUUUCCUCACCCUUGCCGCGGUGAGAAAAGUUGCACGGUCAGUGACUACAUUCAACAGACCUCACUUUUGAAUUGUGUAAAAUUAACUGAUAGAUGCAGAAAAGCAGAAGUUUUAGCCUGUGUUUUAUCACUCUUUAACCCUAGUUAAGUUGGACGUGUCUCCGUGCAAUUCUACACCAGACCAGCUGCUGCAGGCUUCAGUCCACCACCUGCUCAGCAACCUGGAAAAAUCCCAGAUUAUAGCCGAUAUGAAGUAUCCCUUGGACUUUGUAAAAUAGCAUUUCAUACAAAAUUCUGUUUAUAAAAUCUUAUAUGACAAAAACUAUCAAAUGUCCAUUUGCUGGUGUUCAGCUGGUGUCCACUGCAACUCUUUUGCAGUGCAGCUUGUCCCUGUUUGACACAUUAUGGCAGGAUAUUUAGACUGCUCCAGUCACUACAAUAAGUACCUUAGCAAUUAUGUUGUUGUACUAUUAAUUAGGUCACUAUUUGUUUGGAUAUUCUGAUGUUACCUCAUGCGGUUUUGAAAUCCAGUAAAUGUGGGGAUUUUCAGCGGACAUGUACUCAUUUUACUCGCCUGUAUAGCUGCAACUGUAACUGUCAUUAAGUACAAAGUUAAAGGUAUUUUUGUUUGGCAUUUAUUUAUUUUUUACUUCAUUUGUAUGGAUUUUUUUUGCUAAAGAAAAUAUGUAUACAAUUCUUCGGCAGCCAGUAAAACCGCCCAUUCACAUGGGCUGUGGUGCUAUCACAUGAUCUCUUUCUCCAACAUAGGUCUUUACUACAGCUGCACAGUUAAUUGUGUUUUUAUGCUUCUGUGGAUGUUGCAGAAGUUACUCUUCUGACAAAAUUAUUAUUUUUACUCCAGAAUAUGAAGAGAAUAUGGUGCCUUUUGGUGCUUACUCUUAUUAUUCCCUUUUCCUCUAUGCUGAAGCCUGAUUUCCUACUUGAGUGAUGCUCAUUGGGACAUAUUUACAGUAACAUAUUUGAAAUACUGUCCAGCUAUUUUAUUCUCUUAAUGUCAUGUUGUCACAUCAUGUUCCAUAUAAUCCCAUAUGAAAUUACUCUAAGCACUCAGACUACUCAUAGCUCAUCAUUAUCACCUUGUUAUGAUGACUAAUCCUGUAAUGAUUACGCCUUUGUAAUCCACUGAUUGGCCAUCUGACAAUUAAGCACAAAGGUAGGGUUUCCAGAAGGUCUAAACUAAAUACUGUAAGAAGCAGAGCGAGACCCCUUUGUGUAUUUUCUGUCAGAGUGGCUUAAAGAUCAGUGUGUAGGUGGCACAACAUUUGGUUUCAUUUGGCUCCGCGGUAGUCUGCUUUCCGCAGUAAAGUUUGAAUAUAAUUCAGCAGUCAUUUCCCCUUGCUAGAUGUUAGUUUGGGUAGAAACCCUCCUUGCCUUUCGAAGAGCUUUCUUACUGUGAGUUUGGAAAGUAUACUUUUAUCAAGGCUGAGGCCUUUCACUUGUUAAUCUACAUUCAUAUGAUGUAAAGGACCUAAAACAAUUGAUAUUACUAUUUUGUAAUUAUCAGACAAUGCCACGGUUCCCUCAAUAUUAUGGCUAUGACUACAGUAACCUUGUUCCAUCUGCUGCCUCUUAUUCUCAGGCUUGCUGCAAUAUGUUCUAGGUUACUGACAUCUUGUUCUUUCACUCCCUGUGCAUAGCUCGAUCUCCUCAGAGUGCUUUUCAAUUCACCUUUGAUUGGUUGUGUAAUUGUGUAAAAUUGACAUUUAUCAUACUUUUUCUAAAUGAAGAGAUGAAAUGGGUUGUGGGAUUUACAUCAGGUCUACUGUGUGUUUACUACAUCUUGUAUUUGUUCAUGUACAAAGUUCUCCUGCAGUUACUCAGACUGCUACUGCAGAGAGUGUUCCCUUACUUGUACCAUUAUUUGUAUAUUUUGAGAAUAUUAUUUUGCAGCCAUUAAAAUGUGUCACAAAAGCA
Molecule: messenger RNA, 4706 nt
Organism: Micropterus dolomieu (smallmouth bass)
Lineage: Eukaryota; Metazoa; Chordata; Actinopteri; Centrarchiformes; Centrarchidae
Gene: gmcl1
Product: germ cell-less, spermatogenesis associated
Exons: 15
Coding region: 305-1816 (503 amino acids)
Biological process (GO): germ cell development
Molecular function (GO): protein binding
Source: RefSeq, a predicted model, not a curated record